Diatraea saccharalis (sugarcane borer) is the source of this 1893-nucleotide messenger RNA. The record is from the annotation of a GenBank genome assembly. Lineage: Eukaryota; Metazoa; Arthropoda; Insecta; Lepidoptera; Crambidae.
AUGGAAGACAUGGAAUUGGUUUCCAGCGGUCCUGAUGAGAAUCCAUGGCCACAUUUGACUGAGUAUGUGGAAUUUGUAUCCAGAUCGGGCCAGCAAAUACUUUUUGCGUGUAAGCGAUGCUUGCCGAAAGACACCAAAAUAAAAGUUCAUGUAUCAAGUCUGAAUAAUUUGAAACAACAUGUAAGAAGGGUACAUGAGUCACAGUACGUACAGUUUGAAGAGAUUGUUAAGGCGGGCUCUAACCGGGGCAAGACAAAAAGGAGAACUCAUUCUGACGAUGAUGAUAGCACAAGUAGCAGUAAUCCUAAUCCCGUUAAAAGAAGAAUACAACAGGGUCGACAGCUGAGCAUCGGGGAAUCGUUCGGGAUUGCAGCUACUGGCAGCGGUGUACCCCAAGCCAAAGUGGACAAAUGUAUAGUAAAUUUAUUUGUUUCAAACAUGAUUCCUUUACAUGUUGUCGAAAGCAAGUCUUUUGGUGCGUUGAUAAAAACGUUAAACUCAAGCAAAAAUUCAAUUUCAAGAAGAACUUUGGGUAGACGCAUUACUGACGAACACAUUGAAUUGAAGCAACACCUUAUUAGGACUACUACGGAUAAUGGCAGUAACUUUGUGAAGGCAUUUGUGCAAUUCGGCUCGGAGAUCGACAUACUUCCAGAGUUGCCAUCAUGUGAUUUAGAGUCUGAAUUUGACCCUGAUAUUGCCAAUCUUUUAAAUCCAAACUCAGAAGAAAAUGAUGACUUAGAAUUUAUUAUAGUAGAAAACAUACUGAAUGCUCCUGAUCGUCUCCAUUGCAAUGAAAUCAAUGAACAGAUAUUAGAAAACUUUAAUACUUCGCCAAUUCACAUGAGAUGUGCUGCACAUACGUUCAAUCUGGUCGCUAGCAAAGAUGUAGAUGCUGCUCUACAAAUAACUGUUUUCAAGACUCCCUAUAGAAGUGCAUUAGCCAAGGCACGUACUCUCUGGAAUCAGCAAUCACGUAGUACGGUAGCAGCAGAUAGCAUUCACGCUGAAUUAGGCAGACGACUUGUCCUUCCAAAUACGACGAGGUGGAACUCUCUGUAUGAUGCUAUUGUCGUUCUCAACAGUAUAUUGGAAACAAAAAGGCCUUCUCUUCACAGGGUUAUGACUCAACUAAAAAUUCUAACUUUCAAUGACCAAGAUGUUAUGGCACCUGUCGCGAAUGCCCUCGAUCGUAUCCAAGGAGAAGCUCAAGCAUAUCUCGGAUCACUACUACCGACGAUUGCAGCAACUGUCUAUAAAUUAAAAAAUAUUAAAUCUAAGGGCCUAGUAAAUUGCACAGCUUUAGCCAAUGAGUUAUUAAAUGGCAUAGAGAAAAGGUUUGGUCCACUCCUGAAUGAUGAACAGUGCCUACUUGCCGCGGCAUUUCACCCAAAGUUCCGGUUGAUAUGGCUGGAAACGUAUGACAGCAGUAGAGUGGAUGCAGUAAAAAAGAGCAUGGAAAAAAAGGUAGAAGAUGCUUUACGACAAGAAGCAGCGGAAAAUUCGAAGGACAGAGAUAGUUUAACUGGCGGAGGGAGCAAUGCGAGUAACAACGAUGAUGACGAGGAGGAAGACUUUUUCAAUUCUGUCACUCGGUCUAUAGAAAAACCAAAGAGCUCCAACUCUUUAAAGAGUAAAGCGCAAAGUCUCGUUAAAAUGUGGCUGGACAUGAAAUCAAAAGACUCGUUCAACGAUGCUGCAUUCCUCGGGGAACAGAUAUUCAUAAAUCUAUUUAUUAAAUACAAUACUGCUAUACCCUCAAGCGCUGCAGUUGAACGUCUGUUUUCCACGGGUAAAGACAUUUUAACACCAAAACGAGCCUCGCUUUCAGACGAGAACUUCAACAUGUUAAUGUUCAUGAAGGGGAAUAUGCACCUUAUGCCCGACGAUUAA